UUGCGAGAACAAGAAUUAUCUUUAGAAGAUUUAGAUGAUGAUAUGUCUUCCUAUAUAUAUGAAGAUAAACUGGAGAGAAAGUUUGUUACGGUCUGGAAUAAAUUAUGUCAGUUAAAAGGUAGAAAUAAAACAACAGGAAGACCAGCUGAGCGUGUGUUUAAUUAUUCUGGGACAAGAUAUGAAGAAAUGAAUAAGAAACUAGAAAGAUUAGUCAAUAAACAUAAAGAAUUCCCUGAUUUUCAUGAUGUUAAAAAUGUUAUAAAAAAGGUGAAUAAUAAAUCCAGUCUGGGUCUAAGUGCUGGUCAAAUAGAUAGUAUAGCUAGAGAGUCGUUUCUAGAUGUUGGUAAUAUGUUACAAGAACGACGACACAAAGAUUUUAUGUGUACAUUUAAAUGUCGGGUACAGGAUAAUUUCUCAUUUGAGCGAGACCCAGCUCUAUAUGAUGUAGAAUUACAACGUAAAUUAGAGAAUAAUAGAAAACAGGGUAAAGAUAAAUUAGAAGAGGUUAUCAAUAAGUUUGCUGAUAAACAGAUCUAUGAUGAUGAUGGUGAUGAGAACCAGGGUGGAGGGGAGGAAGGGGAAGAGAAGAAAGAGAAGGAGGGAGGGGAGACAUCACAAGAUGAAGAAGAAGAGGAAGAGGAAGAAGAAGUUGUGGAAGACAUUGAAGGUAGGACCAAAUGUUUGGAUUGUACUACAUAUAUUUUUGGACAUAACCACAGUUAG
This is a messenger RNA of Lottia gigantea (owl limpet), 723 nucleotides long. RefSeq lists its product as hypothetical. Gene Ontology annotation, molecular function: histone binding. Lineage: Eukaryota; Metazoa; Mollusca; Gastropoda; Lottiidae. The annotation marks the transcript as partial. The transcript has 5 exons. The record is from RefSeq and is a predicted model, not a curated record.